UCUCAAGCUUUACAUACACACACACAUAUAUAUAUAUACAUAGCCCUUCCAAUUGCUUGAUGUAAGCCACGAGUUAUCAAACCUAAGAAGCAUAUUCAAAUACAAUCAACAGUGGUCACUCCUGUUUUGCUGCUAUGACUAGUGUUUUGGUGUUUGGCUUUUGUGUAACAGUAAGCUUGGUUCUAGCACUUGGUUCUGUUUCUGCUCAACCAACACGGGCUUUCUUCGUUUUCGGUGAUUCGCUCGUCGACAGUGGUAACAAUGACUUCUUGGCAACCACAGCCAGAGCAGACGCUCCACCCUAUGGCAUUGACUACCCAACACACAGACCCACUGGACGCUUCUCUAAUGGCCUAAACAUCCCUGACUUAAUCAGUUUGGGGCUUGGCCUAGAGCCUACACUGCCCUAUUUGAGCCCGCUACUAGUUGGAGAGAAGCUUUUAAUUGGUGCCAAUUUUGCAUCCGCUGGAAUUGGCAUUCUCAACGACACGGGGAUUCAAUUUUUGAACAUUAUCCACAUUCAGAAGCAACUGAAGCUAUUCCAUGAGUAUCAGGAAAGGUUAAGUUUACACAUUGGUGCAGAGGGAGCUCGGAACCUAGUAAACAGAGCACUCGUCCUCAUCACUCUUGGAGGCAAUGAUUUUGUCAACAAUUACUACUUGGUGCCAUAUUCAGCAAGAUCUCGCCAAUUUUCUCUCCCUGACUAUGUGCGCUAUCUCAUAUCUGAGUACCGCAAAGUUCUCAGGAGGCUUUAUGAUUUGGGUACUCGUAGGGUUCUUGUAACUGGUACAGGACCAAUGGGGUGUGUUCCUGCGGAAUUAGCGACGAGAAGCAGAACUGGUGAUUGCGACGUGGAACUUCAGAGAGCUGCAUCGUUAUUCAAUCCCCAACUCGUUGAAAUGUUAAACGGACUAAAUCAAGAACUCGGUGCUGACGUUUUCAUUGCUGCUAAUGCCCAACGCAUGCACAUGGAUUUCGUUUCCAACCCUCGAGCUUAUGGAUUUGUUACAUCGAAGAUAGCUUGUUGUGGGCAAGGGCCAUAUAACGGGGUUGGACUGUGCACAGCGGCCUCAAACUUGUGUCCAAACAGAGACCUUUACGCGUUUUGGGAUCCAUUCCAUCCAUCCGAGAAAGCUAGUCGAAUCAUAGUCCAACAGAUCCUCAGAGGCACCACUGAGUACAUGCACCCCAUGAAUCUUAGCACCAUCAUGGCCAUCGAUUCCAGGACUUGAUCAAUGCCUCCUUCCUUCCUUCGUUUUUUCAAUUUCUCUCGCAAGUCUUCACAAGACAUAAUUAAGUUGUAGUUGGUCAUAUUCUAUCUAUUUGUGCCCCUUAAUUAAGUUUAUUUCAUCUUCUCAUGAUGAUCCCCUAGCUAGUGCAUGUGGUUUGUGCUGCAAAGUUAUCAUGUACUGGUUUGCCCCUCCAAUUGUUAUUGCUCUCUUGGAAGUAAUUUUGGUCUGUCACCAGCAAUAAAAUGUUUUCUGUUCCUUAA
Messenger RNA from Glycine soja, 1492 nucleotides. Its product is annotated as GDSL esterase/lipase At5g33370-like. NCBI's taxonomy places the organism in Eukaryota, Viridiplantae, Streptophyta, Magnoliopsida, Fabales, Fabaceae. The record is from RefSeq and is a predicted model, not a curated record. Bases 135 to 1232 code for a protein of 365 amino acids. Gene Ontology annotation, molecular function: hydrolase activity, acting on ester bonds. The transcript has 5 exons.